UUGCUACGGCUAGGCAGGAGAGCUAGACGCGCAAGUUCAACAGGCGGCUGGAGCUUUGGAAACACCAUCAUCCCCAGCACCUCUCACCUUCACCACUCACCUCUUUCCGCGGCCAAAAACGACACGAUUCCUACACAUUUCGCCAUUUAAUCUGACCAGAGCACCUCCUCGCUUCUGGAAUUAUGGCGGACAGAUACUCUUUCUCUCUCACGACAUUCUCGCCCAGCGGCAAGCUUGUACAGAUUGAGUAUGCCCUCAAUGCCGUCAACCAAGGCGUGACGGCCCUUGGUAUCAAAGCUACCAAUGGCAUUGUACUGGCUACCGAGAAGAAGUCGUCGUCGCCCCUCGCCGACCCGACGUCCUUGUCCAAGAUCAGCCUGAUCACUCCCGACAUCGGCAUGGUAUACUCGGGCAUGGGACCGGACUACAGAGUUCUGGUAGACCGGGCACGGAAAGUCUCGCACACCGGCUACAAGCGUAUCUACAACGAGUACCCGCCAACAAGGAUACUGGUGCAGGAUGUUGCGAGGGUGAUGCAGGAGGCCACGCAGUCCGGCGGUGUCCGGCCUUACGGGGUCAGCUUGCUGAUUGCUGGCUGGGACGAGGGCAUUCUGCCGGAGGAAGAGGAGAAGGAUAUCCAGACCGAUGAGGGGGAGAAUAAGAAGCUGAGCGGAAAGACGGGCGGCAUUCUCAAGGGCGGACCCAUGCUCUACCAAGUCGACCCGUCAGGGAGCUACUUCCCGUGGAAGGCCACGGCCAUUGGAAAGAGUGCGACGACGGCUAAGACUUUCCUGGAGAAGAGGUACACCGAGGGGCUAGAGCUCGAGGAUGCCGUCCAUAUCGCGCUCCUGACCCUGAAGGAGACCAUCGAAGGGGAGAUGAGUGGAGAUACCAUUGAGAUCGGUAUUGUUGGACCCCCGGCGGACCAUCUUUUGGGUGUCGAAGGCGUCGAGGGUGCGAGAGGGCCGCGUUUCCGGAAGCUCACACCCCAGGAGAUCGAAGAUUACCUGACUAACCUUCUGCCAUGCCACCCCCUUGGCCACCCCAUCACCAUGCGUAGCAAAUCGACUCUGCAAACCCGUCACAACGUUGCUGGGUCACAAACCGCCAGACUCUACGCUCUCCCCACUAGUUCGAACUCGAACACCUGCAAAAUCCUCGGAAGGGCCAACGUAGCGGCAAUGAUGGUCUAUUGCAAUGAUUCAACCCCGUCAGAGUCGGGUGAGGAGCCGAUCCCGGAUGAUGGAUACCACCCGGGGCUCUUGGCUCCUCCUGUUGAAGAGCAGCUCUCCGCGGCCAGUCCUGAGGGCACAUCUGACAGGAGUCUGUCUCCCGACGAAACGCAACAUCCUGCCGCCAUGUCUACCAGGGCGUAUCAGCAGGAGAUGCUCGAGGAGAGCCUGAAGCGGAAUAUCAUCAUUGCAAUGGACACCGGAAGCGGCAAGACUCAAGUCGCCGUGCUGCGCAUCCAAACAGAGCUCGAGCGCAAUCACAAGCGUGUUUGGUUCUUGGCGCCGACUGUCGCCCUCGCUUCUCAGCAAUUCGAAGUGCUCCAGGCACAGAUCACAGCGGUGCAAGCAAAGUUUCUGUGUGGUGCAGAUACCAUGGACACGUGGAGCGACCAGCAUACAUGGGACGCCAUGCUCGAUAACGUGAGGAUCGUCGUCUCUACCUACCAGAUACUAUUCGAUGCCCUGAAGCACGGCUUCGUUACGCUUGACUCCUUAGCACUCAUCGUGUUCGACGAAGGUUGGUCUGCACCUGCCCCCACGAAGUCUAGAGCUGAUCCCCCUUACUUAGCACACAACUGCCUGGGGAAGAGCGCCUGUGGCCGGCUCAUGAGUGAGAUCUACUGGCCCGCGAAACAGAACAAUCGAGAUGUACCCCAUAUUCUCGGUUUGACAGCCAGCCCCGUGAUACGGUCUGGCUCUGCGAGCCUCGAGGAGCUGGAGCAGAGACUGGAUGCCGUUUGCAGAAGCCCCACCAAGCACCGGGACGAGCUCAUGGCCCACGCCAACCAGCCGGACAUGUCCAUUGUCUGCUAUGGCUCUCUCCCCGUCCCUUUGGAGAGAGGUGGCGGCUAUACUCCCAACAUGCUGGCGCUGCUCGAUGCGUACCGGAACCUGGAUAUCACCGAAGACCCGAGCAUCCUGCGACUGAGAGCAGAGAAUACCGUGAGGAGUCUCAACAGUCUUGAGAGGGCUAUCAUGAAGCAUGAUACUUUUGUUCAAGGCCAGAUGAAGUCCUUUUGCGAGAGGAGUGCCGAGAUUUGCCGUCAGUUGGGACCCUGGGCGGCAGAUUACUACGUGAACCGAGUCGUCUCGGACGUCACUGCGCGGUUUGAGUCCCGGGACCACUUGGUCACAGACUCCAAGGAUGCAGAGAUGCUGUAUCUGGUGGGGGUUUUCAACCGGAUCCAGCUGCAGCCUCCAUCGGAUGACCUCACGACCAAGAACCUAUCGAACAAGAUGAGAGAGCUCGUCCGGAUACUCGUCUCAUUCAAAGAAGACCCCAUGGGCAUUGUGUUCGCCAAGGAGCGGGCAACGGUAGCGGUGCUCGCGCACUUCCUGUCCAUCCAUCCUGAGGUACGGAGCCGCUAUAGGGUUGGCGCCGUAGUUGGUAUCUCGAAGCCGCCCGGAAGCAAGCAAUCAUUCCUCGACUUGAACCGCAAGGACGACCUGGCCUUUCUCCAGCACUUUCGAACCGGAAGGAUAAAUCUCCUCGUGGCCACGAGCGUUCUAGAAGAGGGUAUCGACGUCCCCGCCUGCAACCUUGUCGUAUGUUUCGACAAGCCGGACCAGCUGAAAUCCUUCAUCCAGCGCCGCGGACGGGCCAGGAAACAGACCUCCCAGCUGUCCCUUCUGGUCGAUGACACGUCGAUCAAUGCGGUAAAGGAGUGGCAAGACCAGGAGAAUACCAUGAAGAAUAUGUACAAGGACGAAUUACGGGAGCUGGAGCACAUCAAGUAUGUCGAAGAAUCGGAGGACGUCGACUUCUUCCCUCUGCUCACGGCCCCGAGCACAGGGCUCAGCCUGACCAUCGACGAUGCCAAAAGCCACUUGGAGCACUUCUGCAGGACCCUCACGUCACGAAAAUUCGUUGACACCAGGCCCUACUAUGUUGUUCGCAACGUCUCCAGCGUCGAUCCGGAAUCUACCCACGUGCCUGGCCUGGUCAUGCUGAGGGCGACAGUCCACCUCCCGAUAUCUCUGCCCCCCGAACUACGAACGGCGGAGAGCAGCCGCUCGUGGUUUUCGGAGAAAAAUGCCUGUAAGGAUGCUGCCUUCCAGGCCUACAAGGCCUUGUACCGGGCAGGGUUGGUGAACGAGCACCUUCUGCCCAUGAAGGAGUCGGAUAUGUUCAAAAGCAUCGAGACCCGCCCAGGGAUGGCCACUGUACGGGAGCAGCUGGACCCGUGGCCCAUGGUCGCCAUGGCUUGGCGGGAGGGCCAGAGGUUGCACCGGCGCAACUUGACAUUCACGGACGCGGAUGGGUCGCAUUUGGCACAUUUCGAAGUUGCACUUCCGGUCCCAGUCCCCAAUUUUCAGAAGCUUCUUCUCCACUGGGAUGCCGACACUGUUUGGACGGUAGAGGUGACGGACUCGGACUCGGACACAGACAUGCCGGGACUAGAAUCGGAUGAUACGGCGACUCUCCUUGCCCUAGCCUACGGCCAUCGAUGGCCAAUUCAACAGGAGGGCCACAUUGUCCACUUUCUCUCCCGGAAUGGCCCUCUUGACCGCCAAGGCAUUGGCAACAAUGAGUUUGAGGCCGAUACAGUCGAGAACCUAAUGGAAACUCACCUCGUCCGCGAGACCACUAACAGCAACCAUCCAUACUUCUACGCGGGCUGGCUGCCAACAAAACCCCCGGUGGAGCUUGUCAGACGCCCGUACAGGGGGUUCGAAGAGUCUACUCAGAACGUCCCCUACGUGGCUGUUGGGAACUGGCCCAAGAAGGCAGGCUAUUUCCGCCAGCCAAAGCUACAGCCCCAGACGCCCAGUGCCAAACCGUACUUCCGCGUCCUCCCCGCGAGUGAGACCAGGGUCGACAGCAUCCCCGCGGUGUAUUCGCAAUUCGGCAUGCUCCUGCCAUCCAUCAUCCACGCCUUGGAGGUCCACCUCGUUGCCACCGAGCUCCUGACGACCCGCCUCAGCAGCCUCGGCCUGACGGAUCUCUCCCUCGUGGUCACGGCGAUCUGCACCCCGGCCGCCAGGGAACCCACCGAUUACGAGAAGAUCGAGUUCGUCGGAGACUCCAUCCUGAAGCUCUGCGCGACGGGCAACUGCCUAGCGAAGCAUCCCGACUGGCCAGAAGGCUUCCUGUCCCCCAUGAAGGACCAAUUCGUGGCCAACUCGAGGCUCGCUACGGCAGCGCUCGACUUCGGGCUCGACCGGUACAUUGUCACCAAGGGGCUGACGCUGCAGGGGUGGCGGCCGACCUACGUCGACGACCACCCCGCGGGCCAGCCCGCGCCGUCGGACACGGCGACGCGGCAGAUGUCGACCAAGACGCUCGCGGACGUGGUGGAGGCGCUCAUCGGGGCCUCGUACCUGGACGGCGGCCUGCCCAAGGCGCUGGCGUGCAUCUCGCUCUUCCUGCCGGAGGGUCGGUGGCAGAGCGUCGGGGAGGCGAGGGAGGUGCUCUUCGAGGCCGCCGCGCAGGCGGACGCGGCGGGCAGCCUGCCCGCGACCAUGGACGCGCUCGAGGGCCUGGUCGGGUACACGUUCCGCCGCAAGUCACUCCUGGUCGAGGCCAUGACGCACUCGUCCUACGACGUGCCCGGCACGACGGCCUGCCUCGAGCGCCUCGAGUUUCUCGGCGACGCCAUCCUCGACUACCUCGUCGUCAGGCUGCUCGUCGCCGUGCGGCCGCCGCUGUCGCACUCGGAGAUGCACCUCCUGCGCACGGCGCUCGUCAACGGCGACUUCAUCGGCUUCGCGACCAUGGAAUGGAGCGCUCCGGCGGGAGGAGGAGGCGGGCAGCAGCAGCAGCCGCUGUGGAGCUUCAUGCGCUUCUCGUCGGCCGACCUGGCGGUGGCGCAGCGGGAGACGCGGAGGCGGCACGCGGCGCUGCGGGAGCGGAUCGUCGGGGCGGUGGAGCGCGGCGGCAGGUACCCCUGGUCGCUGCUGGCGCGCCUGCAGGCGCAGAAGUCGUACUCGGACGUGUUCGAGAGCCUGCUCGGGGCCGUGUGGGUCGACUCCGGGUCGUUUGACGAGUGCGAGGCCGUGCUGGAGAGGGCCGGCGUGCUGGCGUACAUGCGGAGGAUCGUGCGGGACCGCGUGUACCUCCUGCACCCGCGCGAGGAGCUCGGCCGGCUGGCUGCGUCGGAGCCGGUCAGCUACGUGGUCGAGGUGAGGGAGACGGAGGACGGGGAGAGGGAGGUCGCCUGCCGCCUGACGGUUGGGUCGCUCUGUGUCGGGAGCGUGGAGGGGUGCCUGAACAAGGAGGAGGCGUGGACUAGGGCUGCCGAGGAGGCUAUCAAGCACUACCACAGUCUGGGUGGUCGCUGGUCCUGAAAGCAUGAUGCAAAUAUGUUUAUGAGUUAUGAUCUCCCAAGGCUUGUUGGAGGAAGGCCUCCCCAUCUAAGCGUUGUUUGGAUCUGAGAAUCCGGCUGGUUAUGUAGCGAUCACAAAUAAAAAUGGAGGUCCUAGGGGUUGUUUUGC
This is a messenger RNA of Phialemonium atrogriseum, 5666 nucleotides long. RefSeq lists its product as uncharacterized. Gene Ontology annotation, biological process: siRNA processing; ubiquitin-dependent protein catabolic process. NCBI's taxonomy places the organism in Eukaryota, Fungi, Ascomycota, Sordariomycetes, Cephalothecales, Cephalothecaceae. Gene Ontology annotation, molecular function: ATP binding; ribonuclease III activity; RNA binding. The transcript has 11 exons. The coding region runs from base 183 to 5519 and encodes 1778 amino acids. The record is from RefSeq and is a predicted model, not a curated record. Gene Ontology annotation, cellular component: nucleus; RISC complex; cytoplasm.